Pseudo-nitzschia multistriata is the source of this 1189-nucleotide messenger RNA. Lineage: Eukaryota; Bacillariophyta; Bacillariophyceae; Bacillariales; Bacillariaceae. The record is from the annotation of a GenBank genome assembly.
CUCCUUACGAACAAAACACGCUCGAAAGUCAAUUAUAUUUGUACUUGAUACUGUAAUAUAAUUGGAGAAGAUUGGUCGGCAACAGACAACACGCCAGCGAACCGCAAGAAUGGAGACCAUUCUCCACAAAAGCGAACCCGACGGGGCAUCGCAAACGCGCAAUAGCGUUGCCGAUACAGUGUCCAAUGGCAUAGGCUUCGUGGCUUUCUCCCCGCCGACACCGAAUGCUCACAACGGUGUACAUCAUUAUCCGACCAAAGAAUCCAUUGAACAGUUGCUUCGAGAUGUURCGACGUCAAUUCGUGGGCAGAAAAGAUACGGUGUCGAUGACGACGACAAUUAUUUUAWAUACGAGAACAACAACAGAAGCAGCAGAAGCAACAGCAACGACUACACUUUGUUCGAAGGCAAGGACGACUGCGAAGAAGGAGGGGAAGCGGAAUGGGCGGACGGUUUGGUCCGGAGGAUUCGAGCCAACGAUCCCAAACUGACCACUCUGGCGCUCAGAAAGACSCCCUGGCAAGCAGGAGUAACAGUAGAUGUUGGUUGGAACCAGGUCAGAAGUAUAACCUGCGAUCCUCUGGAGCGCCGUGCUCUUCCAUGGUCGCCGUCGCUCCGACGACUAGAAAUCACACGGAAUACCAUUCCUAGGCUUACAGAGGCAUUGCAGACAAACCACACAAUCCGAUCCAUAUCCUGUCGCUACGAUUGGAAAUAUCCGAAACCAGCGCACUCAUCUCAUCCUCGUCUUUUGGAGGACGAGCACGAGUUCGACGGAUCCGGCGAAGUUGACAUCGACAUCGACAACAAAAACAAUAGCGAUGGCAGUAACAACAACAACGACAACAACUUCACGAGGCCCGCAACCAUCAACAGCAUCGUGGCAUACAAGCUACAGGAACGACGUUUCUUUGAAGCGUGCGUGUGCCUUCCGCGCCUUGAAUCGAUAUCCCUGACAGGAGGAAACCGCUGGAAGGUAUCACACCUGCUGACCAUUCUUGAGGCUGCAAAGGGCCUCAGGCGAUUGACGGUCCACGACGUCGUCGUUCAUUCGUCUUCCGAAUUGCACGGUUUUAGGCGGGUGCUCCUGGGUCGAACGCGGACCACACACCGUGGAGACAGGUAUGAUGCAGAGGAAGACACACCGCGACUGUCGAUUCCAUUAGAGGCGAUCGAGCUGACCAUCGAG